Molecule: messenger RNA, 660 nt
Organism: Actinia tenebrosa (Australian red waratah sea anemone)
Lineage: Eukaryota; Metazoa; Cnidaria; Anthozoa; Actiniaria; Actiniidae
Product: THAP domain-containing protein 2
Molecular function (GO): sequence-specific DNA binding
Source: RefSeq, a predicted model, not a curated record
ACCAGGAACAGUAGAUCUAAACGUUCUCUGUAAAUACUAAAGAAUAUCACUCGAAUAUCAUGCCAAAUAGAUGCGUUGUGAUCGGGUGCAGCAACAUUCCAGACCUAGAAAAAGGAAUAGCGCUUCAUGCUAUUCCUUAUUGGGAUGAUAAUCGUCCAAUUCCUCAAGAAAGAAGAAGAAAAUGGAUCGAAUUUGUACAAGUAGAGCGCGCAAACUGGGAAGCCAGUAGAUGGUCGGUCAUAUGUUCGAAGCAUUUUACAGCUGAUGAUUUCCAAAGAAGAUACAGCAGUCUUGAAGGAUUUGAAAAGUUUUGGAUACCUAGGCUGAAAAGAGAUGAUUUUGGUGUGAAUGUAUAUCCUAGUGUACACGACAACAUUAAAGUAAAACCAAAAGACAUUCCAUGUACUUCUAGUUGUAAUGCUUCUCGGCAUGGGAGUCGGAGACGUAGAAAGGAAUUAAAAGAAACCUUUCUAGAUAAUAAACAGUCAUAUGAUCAACUAAAAAGCACAGUUAUAUCACUGAGGACUAGAUUAAGACAGAGAGAAAAAGGAACAAAGGCACUUAAAACAGCAAAAUAAAGAAUAUCAAAAAAACAAAAUCAGUUCUUGCAGAAUGACCAUCUGAGCCUAAUGAAUAAAUAAAGUAUUAAAUGUAUCAAAA